Messenger RNA from Actinia tenebrosa (Australian red waratah sea anemone), 2705 nucleotides. RefSeq names its product mucosa-associated lymphoid tissue lymphoma translocation protein 1. Gene Ontology annotation, molecular function: protein binding; cysteine-type endopeptidase activity. Lineage: Eukaryota; Metazoa; Cnidaria; Anthozoa; Actiniaria; Actiniidae. The record is from RefSeq and is a predicted model, not a curated record. Gene Ontology annotation, biological process: proteolysis; signal transduction.
AUCCGUGGCUCAAAUUUUGAUUUUUAUGCCAAAAUGGCUGCAAAAUCGCAAAGGUGUUCAAAAGUUUGUGUCGAAAACUUGGCUUCCAACUUAAAACCAAACAUCCUAGACGAGCUAGGAAUGUACCUUAAUCCUCGAAUGCCCUUGAAAGACUAUAAAACGCUAGCGGGAAAGCUUGGGUAUUCAUUUUUAAGAGUGAGAAACUUUGAGAGAGAAAGUAAUCCAACAGUGUCGUUACUUGAAGACUGGUGGACAAGUUAUGGCAAGAAAGGCGAAGCAAAAACAGUCUCUGAACUUAUAAAUAUACUCGAAGAAAUGAAGAGAGACGACGCUGCAAGUUUACUAAAACCUUACGAAUAUAUAGAAAUUGAAGUUCCACCUCCUAGUUAUUCCAGUUCAUCACCAAGAUUCAAGUUCGGUGCUUACUCUUAUAAUGAUAUAAUAACAGAGACAAGACUACCUACAGAAAAUGAUUUUUGUUUCUCUGGCUAUUCUGGAACCCCAGAAGCAAUUGGUACAGUGGUACAGAGUGAAAUUGAACAUAUAAUUCAUCCUCAUUCUACGAUGGGCUCCAUGUCAGAACCUCGAGCACAAGUGCGACACCCAGCAACAAUAGAACAGAUUCAAAAUAGACAACAGAAUGAACAACAAAGAGUUAGAACACAAGAGAACCCACCCAAAGUAAAUGAAAACUCUGGCAUAAGAAAUACAAACGUAAUGGAUGAUAGACCUAGUGGUCACAUGAGAAAUACACACGUAAUGGAUAGCGUACAAAGGCCUGGCUUGAUGCAAGUGCCAAGACCAAUGGAGCCCCCAGUGGUAUCAGAUAAAGUAGCCCUGGUUAUUGGUAACAUGGAAUAUGAAUGUGAAAAGCUGAGAGGAUUAUUGUACCCUGAACAAGAUGCUCAAGAGAUAGCCAAAGCACUUUGUCAGCUGGGAUUUAAGGAAAGGGAGUGUAUGCUGUGUUAUAUUAUGGAGGCCACGGUUAUGAAGACGGUGGAGAGAACUUCCUUGUUCCAGUGGACGCUAACUUGUUAUAUAAAAGAGAGGACAGCCUGUGCGCACAGGAGAUACUUCAGACGAUGCAAGAAUGCGAAACAGCGUUAAACUUGCUUAUCAUCGAUUCUUGUCGGAUAAGGCUUCCCGAUAGAGGACAACGCCCUACUUUCGUCAAGCGAGGAGCAAAAGGGAAUAACAUCUUCGCUUACUCAUGCUGCUCACAACAGGUAGCCCACGAAGAGCAUGACCAGAUGAAUGGAUUGUACGCUCAGCAUCUUUUACGGCACAUCCGAAGAAAUGCUAGAAUAGAACAUAUAUUGAUGGAUGUCGCUACAGAUGUUUCCGUCUCGAUCGACCCAAGAAUCAACCAAAGACCCUGCCAUGAGAGUGACGCAUAUUUAGACUGCAGAUUAACGGAUCCAAUAUACCCAAACGUAUUGCCGCAUGAGUUUUCAGAACGAGUUGCACUAUGGCAGAAAGCACACACUCUUCCAGAACCAUUCAUCGCGCUUGAGACCAAAUAUCUUGUGGUCGCAAUGGAAUUUAGAGCAAACUUCUCGAACGUAAUGGAGGUGUUAAUGAUCACAUCAAACAAAACAGACUGUCCGAUGACACGGUUCGUUAUGGAUUUAGACGUACAAUCGGAUCAACUUCUAGCAAAUCUACAGUUAUUCUACGACUUCAAUGGUAAACCAGAGAGAUUGACAAAAAACCUUAACCUUGGUUUUCCACUAGUCUCGUCAGUCUUUACAGAGUGGGAUUGGUGGAUUACCUGUGGUCGAUCCCCGCCUACUAAAAUCACGCAAGUCUGAAAUGUCCUGAAUAUUUCAAGGUAAUCCUUGGGCUUCCUGUGGUGAUCUACACUUUGUGGGGUGAUUCGAAGAAAAUCGAUGGGUUCCCAGUGGAAUAUUGUAAUGUAGUCAUUGGGCUGCCUGUGGUGAUCAGUCUACAAGGAAUAUUGUAAUCUAGUCUAUGAGCUGCCUGCGGUGAUCAGUCUACAAGGAUUUUCUAAGAAAAACGAUGGGUUCCCUGUGGUGAUCACUUUAUAGGAAUAUUCUAGUGUAGUGGAUGGGCUGCCUGUGCUGAUAAGUCUACAAGGUUUUUCUAAGAAAAACGAUGGGUUCCCUGUGGUGAUCACUUUAUAGGAAUAUUCUAAUGAAGUCAAUGGGCUGCCUGUGCUGAUCAGUCUACAAGGAUUUUCUAAGAAAAACGAUGGGUACCCUGUGGUGAUCACUUUAUAGGAAUAUUCUAAUGAAGUCGAUGGGCUGCCUGUGGUAAUUAGUCUACAAGGUUUUUCUAAGAAAAACGAUGGGUACCCUGUGGUAAUCACUUUAUAGGAAUAUUCUAAUGUAGUCGAUGGGCUCCCUGUGGUGAACUCUCCUAACCAAGAGUACACAAAUUUAAAGUAUUAAUGGUCGCUGUAUAUAGUAAUCUUCUAGUGGUAGUUAGGUUCCCUGUGGUGAUAUCCAUUCAAUCUCUUUGUAUAUAGCCACGUUUUAAUGAAUUGAGUCUGAUCGAUGGGAUCCCUUCAGGUGAUAGCUGGGUUCCCUGUGGUAAUAUCCACUCUUUAUCCUAAAUUUAUACUCGGUGUAAAUACUCGAUUGUAAAAUCGUCGUGAAGUUCAAAAUAAUAGGCAUUGGGAGAGUGUGAUGAAGUGUGACAAAAUGCUUUGUUUGAUAAGAUGAAUCGAUGUUCGAGAGCUGCAA